GUGACUCGCAGCCGCUGCGGGGACUCUGGCUCCAGGCUCCUGGCGAGAUCCCCGAGCCCCGGCGGCUGGUGCUGGGAGCCCGGAGCCCGGGCUGCAGCCGGGAGAGGGGAAUCUCCAGCAGGGCCCUUCCCGCUGCUCCCCAGGAGCCUCUCCCAGGGCAGAGCCCCCAGCCCAGCCAGGCCCCUUCCCGGCCCGGCCCCUGCCCCAGGGGGCCCCGCUCGGAGGGAAGCGUGGCAGAGUCCAGAGCGUCUGUCUGCAAGGAGAGAGCCUGGCGGGAAUUGGGGUGUGAAAUGGACUCAAGCCCCUUCUGAAACCUCCCCCAUCGCCCCUCUCGCCCUGACAGGCUGAAGAAUCGCAUCCCGAUUUUGCUCCAGAUCGUCCCGUCUUCCAGGAGACGGGGAAAAGAAAUGGCUGUGAUGGAGCCAGCUCAGGGGCUGGUGACCUUCGAGGAGGUGGCUGUGUAUUUCACCCAGGGGCAGGGGGCUCUGCUGGACCCCGCUCAGAGAGCCCUCUACAGGGACGUCAUGCAGGAGAACUACGAGGCAGUGACCUCGCUGGGAUUUCCCCUUCCCAAACCUGAGCUGAUCGCCCAGCUGGAACGAGGGGAAGAGCCGUGGGUGCCCGAUCUCCAGGCCUGCGAGGAAACAGAGAUCCCGAGAGGCGCCCGCACAGCAGGUGCUGAGCGAGGGAGUGAGAACGAGGCGGGGAAUCAUCAUGAGGAAGUGGAACCACAGGGGACCUUUGUGGGAAGAGCUGAAGGGAAUUUUUCCCAGUGCUUGGAAGAGGGAGAAGCCUGGGGAAAUUGGCACAGGUCAGAAAGGCUGAUGGGAAACCGCCCGAGGAAGAAAGUGGAUGAAUCUGUUAUCUAUAGGGGAGGAAACAAGGAUCCCACAGCCCAGCAGACAAAUCCCAAGGAAGAAAAACCCUACCACUGUCUCCAGUGUGGGAAAGGAUUCAUUCUGAGAUCACAGCUGGUUACACAUCAAACAAUCCAUAACAGCUCAGACUUUAAUACCCAUGGGAGAAUCGAUACAGGAGAGAGACGCUUUCAAUGCCUUGAGUGUGGGAAAUGUUUUAAUUGGAUGUCAGCACUUAUUACACAUCAGGCAACCCACAUGGGAGAGAGACCCCAUAAGUGCUUGGAGUGUGGGAAAAGCUUCAGUAACAGCUCAAAUCUUACUAAACAUCGGAGAAUCCACAUGGGAGACAGACCCUAUAAAUGCCUCGAGUGUGGGAACUGUUUCAGUCAGAAGACCACCCUCAUUAUGCAUCAGAAAACCCACACAGGAGAGAAACCCCAUAAGUGCUUGGACUGUGGGAAAAGUUUCACACAGAGAUCAGCCCUGAGUACACAUCAGACAAUCCACACAGGAGAGAGACCCUAUAAGUGCCUCGACUGUGGGAAAAGUUUCAUUCAGCGCUCACACCUUCUUCGACAUCUGAGAAUUCAUACUGGGAAUAAACCUCAUAAAUGCCUCCACUGUGGGAAAAGUUUCAUUCAGAGAACAAACCUUAUUUCCCAUCAGACAAUCCACACAGGAGAGAAGCCCUAUAAAUGCUUGGAAUGUGGGAAAAGCUUCAAGAACAGCUCCUACCUCACUAAACAUCGGACAGUCCACACGGGAGACAGUCCCUAUAAAUGCCUCCUCUGUGGGAAAAGUUUUGUUCUCAGUUCCGACCUGAUUGUGCAUCAGAGAAUUCACACAGGAGAGAAGCCCUACGUAUGCUUGGACUGUGGGAAAAGCUUCAAGAACAACUCCUACCUUACUAAACAUCGGAGAAUGCACACAGGAGAGAGACCUUAUAAAUGCCUCGAUUGUGGGAAGUGUUUCAGUCAGAAAUCAUCCCUUAGUACCCAUCAGACAAUCCACACUGGAGAGAGACCCAAUAAAUGCUUGGACUGUGGGAAAAGUUUCACCCAGCGAUCAGCCCUUGUUAUACAUCAGAGAAUCCACACAGGAGAGAGACCCCAUAACUGCUUGGACUGUGGGAAAAGUUUCACGCACAGAUCAGCCCUCCUUAGACAUCAGGCCAUCCACACAGGAGAGAGACCCCAUGAGUGCGUGGAAUGUGGGAAACGUUUCAUUCAGAGAUCAACCCUUAUUAGACAUCAGGCAGUCCACACAGGAGAGAGACCCCAUGGGUGCUUGGACUGUGGCAAAUGUUUCACCAACAGAUCAUCCCUUAUUAGGCAUCAGGCAAUCCACACAGGCGAGAGACCCCAUAAGUGCUUGGACUGUGGGAACAGUUUCAUUCAGAGAUCGAACCUUAUUAUACAUCAGAGAAUCCACACGGGCUAUAAACCUCAUAAAUGCCUGGCCUGUGGGAAAAGUUUCAGGAAGAGCUCAUACCUUACUAAACAUCUAAGAACUCACAAAGGCCUGGGAGACCCACGGAACAGCUUGAUUAUGGAAAAAGAUUCAAUCCGAGCUCAGACAUCAGUGAUCCACAAAACUGAGAGACCUUGAACAUGGGGGAAGCUUCAUUUGGUGCUCCCGGAGUAUCGGGCAUCAGCAAAUCCGCACAGGAAAGAAACCGUUGAGAUGUUCUCAGCGUGGAAAAUGCUCCAAGUGGAACUAACACCACAAUGGACAUCAGAGACUCCUCCGCACAGCAGGGAAAUUCUCUCAGGGCCCUGACUAGGGCUGGCCAUGGUGACAAACCCAUUUCCUCGUUCUCACACACAUCAGGGCCAUUUGGCUCCCAAGGAUCCAGCUGCCCAUCGCUGGGGUGAGGAUCCAGCAGCAGCCGAGCAUCAGCUGCUCAGUGACCCACUGGCUCUGCCUGGUCUAAGCAAACCCCAGGCAGAGGAGGAGACGCCCCGAUCAGCCCCUCCUCCCUGCUGCAGCCCUGGCUGCUGAGCUGAUGGGCCACAGGUGGGGGAAGGGAGAGAGAGAAACUCCUCCAGCCGCUCCCUCUGCCUGGCUGAAGUUCCCCCCUCUCCCUUCCCCUCCCAGCCGGGAUCUCCCUGCUGUGGAGAUGAGGAGAAGGACACUUGGGCCAGGCCCCCCCUUCACUCUAGACACCUGUCCCCAUCCCCCAUCUUCUACCAGCCCCUGGGCUGGGCUCUCCCACUGACCUGGAGCUGUUCCUUGCAGGGGGAGUGUCCCUGGGGGCUGGUAACUCCUCCCCUCCCCAAAUAGCUGGGCUCUGGGGGAUCAAAUAUUGAGGGACCAGGGUGAUGGGUUAUGGGGAGGAAACUGGGGAUUGAAUGGUUGGGCUGGGGGAGCUGGGAAACAGGGGGAGCUGGGUACUGGGGCUAGUAAAUGUUUGGGGAUGAUGGGAUAAGAGGCGAGGGAGAGCACAGGGGUAGAGAGGUGCUGCCUCUCCUCACUCAGCCUCUCUGCCCCUUCCUCCUGUCCCCUCUGGGGCUGAUUCCCACAAGGACCCUUUGUGGAAGGCCCCGAGAUCCCACCUCUGCCUCCGCAGCAUCAGCCUCCAAGGGUCUGUCUAUGGUAGGAAAUGUGGUCGGGAUCAGCCAGAGCAUCUCUAUGACCCUGCACCAGGUUUCGUGGUGUCAACUGUGAGACUCGGGCAAACCAAGUGCCAGCUCAUGCCGGAGCCCAAGGCCAGUUCGCUCGUGUAUUAGGAUAGAUUAAAGAGAUUGUGAAAUGUAUAAGGGUACGUCUAUACUUACCCGCUGGUUCGGCGGCAAGCAAUCGAACUUCUGGGUUCGAUUUAUCGUGUCUUGUCUGGACGCGAUAAAUCGAACCCAGAAGUGCUCGCCGUCGACUCUGGUACUCCUGCUCGGUGAGAGGAGUACACGGAGUCGACGGGGGAGCCUGCCUGCCGCGUCUGGACCGCGGUAAGUUCAAACUAAGGUACGUCGACUUCAGCUACGUUAUUCAGUUGCGUAUCUUAGUUCGAAUUGGGGGGUUAGUGUAGACCAGCCCUAAGAGUGUAUUUGGUGUUUAAACUUCAUGAAAAGUAAUGGGAUGUUCCUUGCAUUGUUUUCACUUAACUAUAUCUCGUUCUAAUGUAGUAGCAAAUAUUUGCAUUGUGUAUACCCCUGUCACUAAAUACCCCAUCCAACGAGGAAGAAGCCCUGUGGAAUGCAAAUGAACUUUAACAGAGAAGAGCUAAUUUCAAAGCAAGGGGGCGUUGUGUGUUAUGACCGGAGGUCAAAGACUCAAAACGCAUUCCUCACUCUGUCAUUAAAGAGCCAACGUGGGUAGUGACCCUGUCAGUUUGUUUUCCGUGAGAAGAAGCUAUAAGUAUGGAUUCAAAGAAAAAUCCUGGAUCUCUGGACUGUUGGACUCUUACAGAGAAGAAUACCACAUACAAAGCUGUGACCCCCAGGGACAAUCUGAGUACCCUGAAAAGACUUUUGGGAAACUGUCAGUUUAUAACAUCACUGCCACCCUUUGGAAUAACAAACUGUGACUCACCUGGGCAUACAUUUUACCUGCUUUAACCUCUCAAUAACUCUCACUUCCUUUCCUUAGCUAAUGAUCCUUUAGUUAAUUUACUAUAGAAUUGGCUACCAGCAUUGUCUUUGGUGUAAGAUCUAGGGUUCCAAUUGCUCUGGGGUAAGUGACUGAUCUCUUGGGACUGGGAGCGAUGUGAUGUGAUUUUUGGUAUAAGUGACCAUUUAUCACAAAUUCCAGUUUGUCUGGCUGGCAAGACAGAUUGGAGAGUCUAAGGGGACUGUGCGUCUAGGGUAAGACUGGGAUAGUGAUCCAGGAGUUCACAUUUGUUACUGGCCUGGUGAAAUCUAAUUACAGAACGAACCAGCAGCUUGGGGCGUCUGCCUGGUUUGCUGUCAAUCUGCCCGGAGGUCUGCACGCCCAGUUGUGAACCACUCCAGACAGUGUGACAAACUCACCUGGAGCAUCUUAUCUAUUCAGAUCCCCGCCAUUAACAGAGUGAUCGUUAGUCACUGAAUCCCCCCGUGGGGCCGGAUCGUCUCAUUCCCAGAUAGUCUCACAUUAUUCCAGGCCGCGCUGAAAAGCGUUGAGUGUUUGUACAUUUUCCCCCUUAUGGGCCAGAAUUAAACAGACGCUAAAAGAAUGGGAGCAGGGACAGUAAAAUGUGGGGUUUUAGCUUCUGUGUGAUUUCAGGGCAAUGGGGUGAGUCCGAGGGAUUCCCUCCUUCCCCCAUCACCAUCACAUUCUCCACACAGCAGCCUCUGUCCCAGCAAUGCAGAGUUUUAUCCUGUCCCCGUUCUACCCCUCCCCUUCCCAAGGUGUCACUUACCACCCUGUCCCUGGCUCUCCAUGCCUAGGAAUCCCAGCUUUGAUGUCUAUGAUCCUAAGUCGGAGCCCUGAGGGCUGGAGAAGGAAGGGUUACAGACCUGGAAGGGAAUUCAAAUUAACUUCAAAGAACAUUUUGACCUUUCUGAUCUCUUGGUAAAAUUGCAUCUCUUGGUAAAAUUGCUUCCAGUUUUUGUCUAGGCCAGUCCAGAUCAUUUGUAGAUGGGAAGAUGUUUGUGAGUUUUUGGUCUGUUAUGAUGAUGCAAAAACUUUUGUAACUAACACAACGAGCUGUGGUCGUGGUCAUGUGGUGAGAAGUAAAGCAGGUUUAGCCCCUUUAGAAGAAAAUGGGUACACUUAUUUUCUGGAUUUUGAGUCUUCAGAUUCUCUGGAAUUUCAAUUUCUGAAUGUGAAAGUGGUUUGUAGCUCACCCUGUACUGUGGGUUUUUUCUCUGUUCCUGAAGACCUUUUGGUCCCAUAGAGUAACUCCUCACUUAGUCAUUCUGAUUAACGGUGUUUCGUUGUUACGUUGCUGAUCAAUUAGGGAACAUGCUCGUUUAAAGUUGCGCAGUGCUCCCUUAUAACAUUGUUUGGCAGCCGCCUGCUUUGUGCACUGCUUGCAGAAAGAGCAGCCCGUUGCAGCUAGCUUGUGGGGGCUUGGAACCAGGGUGGGCCGGCAGCCCCCUAUCAGCUCCCUGCUCCCCUAAGUUCCCUGUGCGGCAGCCGCCCAGCAGGCCAUCAAUUGCCGGCAGUUCAGCUGUCCCUCCCCCCACUGCCAUGUGCUGCUCCUGCCCUCUGCCUUGGAGCUGCUCCCCAAGACUCCUGCUUGCUGUGCAGGGGGUGAGGGGUUAAGGGGUGUCCCCCUCCCCCCUAAUCCUGCCCCCCGCUUAUCCCAUCUCUAUAGAGCAGGCGCGGGGACACUACAGGAGGGAGCUUGCUGGCAGCAGCUGCUGUCUCAACUUGCUGAUCUACUUAAAAAGGCAAUGUACUUAGAGUGGGGUCAGAGUACUUAAAGGGGCAAUGCGCAUCUCUGACACACAGGGUGUGUGUCUCUGUCUCUCUCUGCCUUGCUGUCUCCCCUCCCUCCAUUCGUGCUGCCUUGUAGAGUGUGAGGCUACAUUAGCAACAAUGUGUUAACCCUUGAGGGCUCAGCCGAGUGCUAGUUCAUCAUUUAGCAGUAAGGCAUUCUCUGGGCAAUAUCCCACCCUCUGACUCCACCACCUCAACCAAGCUUCACAAUCAUCAUCGCUGUGUACAGUAUUAAACUGUUUAUUUAAAACUUA
Malaclemys terrapin pileata is the source of this 6475-nucleotide messenger RNA. RefSeq names its product zinc finger protein 883-like. The record is from RefSeq and is a predicted model, not a curated record. Bases 408 to 2468 code for a protein of 686 amino acids. Gene Ontology annotation, molecular function: RNA polymerase II cis-regulatory region sequence-specific DNA binding; DNA-binding transcription factor activity. The transcript has 5 exons. Gene Ontology annotation, biological process: regulation of transcription by RNA polymerase II. NCBI's taxonomy places the organism in Eukaryota, Metazoa, Chordata, Testudines, Emydidae.